Pieris macdunnoughi is the source of this 1647-nucleotide messenger RNA. The record is from the annotation of a GenBank genome assembly. NCBI's taxonomy places the organism in Eukaryota, Metazoa, Arthropoda, Insecta, Lepidoptera, Pieridae.
AUGUACCACAAGGUGAGGCGAAAAAUGUACUACAUUUUGGGAGCCAUUUUAUUUUUAAUUGGUCUGUCAUUCGCUCUGCCGAUAGCUUUAGACAUACCUGAGUCUUCGAAAAAUGAUAUUGAUAAUGAUAUCAUUGAUUUCGAUGAAGAAUAUUCAAUGAAAUAUAAUAAACAAUAUGGUAUUUUGCCAUGGAAUUCUGCUGAGUUUAAUAAGGAGUCGAAUAGAUAUGACAUAGACAAUGCGACGAAAGAUGAAGACGAAAUAAAUAAAACAGAACAGAUAACCACAACAGGAAAAGAUGAAUUAAAUGUUAUACCAAUAGAACUAAUUAGUACUACUGAAAGUUCACGAGACGAGACAACAACGGAAGACUUGACCGUAAUACCUCUAUCAUCUACUGAAAAAAGUAGUGUUUUCUUUAAUGAAACUGAAAUUAUAGUUGUAUCAACUGAAAAGUCCGAAGAUUUCAAUUCCACAACAGACUUUUAUGAAUUGACUACAAGUGAUAGGCCAGUUAUAAAUGAUAGUUUAAGUUUAAAUAAUGAUCCUGUAGAAAUAACCACCGAAUUUACAUCGACCAAUUUUAGUACAGAAUUUAUAAAAGAAUCAAUAACAAUGACGACAAAUACAUCAGCUACAAAUGCAGAAUUAAAUGAUUCGAAUGUAUUAACAGUUGAUUCCAAAACUACUCGUAGACAAACAAAUUCAACUGAAACAAGUAAUGCAACAAUCACUGACAGAGAUAUAGAAAGUGCAGAAAUACCGGAUGUUCCCCUGUUCACAGAAUUAGAUACCGAAGAACAGGAAGUGCCAGAAGAUUACUAUGACAACAAGGAUAUUGUGCCAACUCCAACGCCGAAGACUGACGCACUUUCAGUAAUCUUUGGAUUUGCUGGUAGCGUUGUAGAAGGAGUUGUAGAUAGUGUGGCGGAAAGAAUUUUCCCCAAGACUUUAUAUGAUCUGUUAAAGCGAAUGCAGAAACAGAAUGAAGCGCUAGAAGCAGAAAGAUUAAGGAGUAGAGAGGAGAAUGGUGGAAUUGGUCAAUUUACGCGGGGCGUCAUUAAAUCCAUAUCCAAUGGUCUCACUAGGCCGUUGAGUCAGCUGAUGGCAGGUGCGAGAGACAUAGGGUCUUUGGAUAGUGACCGUGGCUUCGUCAGUAGUCUUGCAUCUGGUGUAACCAGCGUGGCAGAUGCUGCUAAUUCUAUGCUUGAUACGUUCAAGGAUCGAGUACAAGCUAUUUAUCCAGGGACUCUUUGGUGCGGAGACGGCCACUCAGCCCAGGCUAGGUCCAGUGAUCUGGGGCUGUUCUUCUUCACGGAUACCUGCUGUAGACAGCAUGAUUCCUGUAAGCUAUACAUUCCAACUGGAGAGACCAAAUUUGGAUUGACUAAUACUGGUCUAUUUACGAGAUCGCACUGUAGCUGCGACGCCAAGUUCCGGGAAUGCCUAAAAAAGACCAAUUCGCUGGUUUCUUCCCAGAUUGGACUUACUUAUUUCAAUGUGCUUGGCCCACAAUGCUUCAGACGAGCUCAUCCCAUUGUUAAAUGUGUGAGAAGGACCAGAUUGACCGGUCAAAAGUGUGAAGAAUAUGAGUUGGACUACACCAAACCCAAAAUGUGGCAGUGGUUUGACAACGAGAGCUAUUAA